CUAACUGGGUGUUGGUGCUUAGUACAAGAUGGAGCUACCCAGCUGUGUACGUGAGGGAGAGGCUCCCUGGAAGAAGAUGUCUAAAGAGGAGCUGCAGACCCAGUACAGCCCCAGCAAAUGGGCCAUCCACCGAGAAGCAGAGGAGACCCUGAAGACCUUUUCACAGAUAGGAGAGCAGGCCACCAAGAAGGCCCGGGCUAGCAGGAAGAACCUGCUGGGGGUGGCCUAUGGAGACCAUGAAGCGGAGAAGCUGGACAUCUACUUUCCCAUGGGAGAGUCUGAAGUCUGGCCUCUCUUUAUGUUUAUCCAUGGAGGAUACUGGCAGAGUGGCAGUAAAGACCAAUCGGCCUUCGUGGUCAACCCACUGACAGGACAGAAAGUGGCCGUGGUGAUAGUUGGUUAUGACAUUGCCCCCAAAGGCACCCUGGACCUCAUGGUUGACCAAGUGACCCGCAGCAUCUCGUUUUUGCAGAAACAAUUUCCACGCAAUGAAGGCAUUUACCUGUGUGGACACUCUGCUGGGGCCCACCUGGCCACCAUGAUGCUCCUGACCGACUGGACCAAGCAGGAAGUCACCCCCAAUCUCAAAGGCCUUUUCCUCGUGAGUGGCAUCUACGACCUGGAGCCCAUCAUACACACCACGAUGAAUGAGUCACUUUCCUUGACCCUGGAGGCUGCUCAGAGGAACAGCCCACAGCUGCUGCUGGAGGCAACCCAGACCCAGCCCGGGGACCCAGCCGCCCAGGUACUAGUGAUCGUGGGCCAGCAAGACUCCCCUGAAUUCAAACGGCAGUCCAAGAACUUUUAUAAGAUGUUGCUCCAGAAAGGCUGGAAUGCCUCCUUUGAAGAGUUUCAGGAUGUGGAUCACUUUGAGAUUGUUUGGAACCUCACCAGGGAGGACUUUGAGCUCACCCAGGUUAUUUUGAAAACAAUCUUCCAGGAGUCAUGAUUACAUCUAGAUGUCAACUAGCUGUAUUCCAACUUGUGAAUCUUCUGGAAAGAUGCCUGAUGGCUUCCCUUCCACCACCCCUCAGCUACCCUCAGCCUGAUACUCACAGUCUGCCCUGCCCUCCUGUCCCUGCCACAACUGACUUCUCGCUGCGCUGAACAUGAACACAACUCCUCGCGGCCUCUCUCCUCAUUUGGACAGAAUAGACACUGGGAAGGUCCUAGAAGUUGAGGCAACCAUGCAAAGUUUCUUUCUCUCUCUUCCUUCCUUUCUUUCUUUCUUUCUUUCUUUCCCUUCCUUCCUUCCUUCCUUCCUUCCUUUCUUUUUUCUUUCUUGUCUACCUUGUUAAGGGUCAGGAAUCAUGAUCCAAGGGACUGGUGUCAUGGAUCCAUUGUUCACGCUGUAUCCGUAGUGGCUGAUAAGUAGUAUAUCUCAGGUCACUGUCUCCUGCCCCUUCAGAAUUAGGAGAUUUGGGGUGCAGUCUCCUUACAGACCCAGACCAGCUGACUUCAGACUCCUGGAUUACAAAUAUAGCUAAGGAAGGUGGGCAGCCGGGUGGUGGCAUACCGGGUUAAGUGCACAGAGUACUAAACACAAGGACCUGGGGAUUGAGCGGUGGCAUCCCUGUUUGAGCCACCAGCUCCCCACCUGCAGUGGCUAAUCAGGUCUGCAGGUGUCUGUUUUUCUCUCCACCUCUCUGUCUUCCCUCUUCUCUCAAUUUCUCUCUGUCCUAUCCAGCAACAACUACAUCAAUAACCACAACAAUGUUAAACAACAAGGCCAACAAAAGGGAAAAUAAGGGGGUCAGGCGGUGGUGCAGUGGGUUAAGCGCAUGUGGCACAAAGCACAAGGACCGGUAUAAGGAUCCCGGUUUGAUCCCCCGGCUCCCCACCUGCAGGGGAAUCACUUCACAGGUGGUGAAGCAGAUCUGCAGGUGUCUAUCUUUCUCUCCCCCUCUCUGUCUUCUCCUCCUCUCUCCAUUUCUCUCUGUCCUAUCCAACAACGAACAACAUCAACAAUGGCAAUAAUAAUAACCACAAAGAGGCUACAACAACAAGGGCAGCAAAAGGGGGAAAAAUGGCCUCCAGGAGCGGUGGAUUCAUGGUGCAGGCACUGAGCCCAGCAGUAACCCUGGAGGGAAAAAUAAAUAAAAAAUAAAUAAAUAAAACAAAAGGGAAAAUAAAUAAAAUUUUUAAAAAGGAAAAAGAAAUAAUAAUAAAAAAAUCUGACUUUCAGUUUACUCUAGAGAUUUUUUUUUUUUAAAUGAAUGUCAUCAGGGGCCAGACAGUGGCACACACAUUACCAUGAAUAAGGACCCAGGCUUAAGCUCCC
This is a messenger RNA of Erinaceus europaeus (western European hedgehog), 2281 nucleotides long. RefSeq names its product arylformamidase (gene AFMID). The record is from RefSeq and is a predicted model, not a curated record. Lineage: Eukaryota; Metazoa; Chordata; Mammalia; Eulipotyphla; Erinaceidae. The transcript is spliced from 11 exons. The coding region runs from base 29 to 949 and encodes 306 amino acids. Gene Ontology annotation, molecular function: arylformamidase activity.